UGCUUGGCUUUGUGGAGGAGCUGCAGCACCACCUCACUGCAUAAGGGAUGGGAUCAGAGAGCAGUGCUCUGAAGAGCUAUGCGCUGAAGGAGCCACCUUUCACCUUACCCUCUGGGCUUGCCGUUUACCCCGCUGUUCUGCAAGAUGGCAGAUGCGCUUCCGUCUUCGUGUAUAAGAGAGAAAACGAAGACAAAGUUAACAAAGCUGCCAAGCAUUUGAAGACACUUCGUCACCCUUGCUUGCUAAGAUUUUUAUCUUGCACUGUGGAGGCAGCUGGGAUUCAUCUAGUCACUGAGCGAGUGCAGCCUCUGGAAGUGGCUUUAGAAACGCUGUCUUCCGCAGAGGUCUGUGCCGGGAUCUACGACAUACUGCUGGCUCUCAUCUUCCUUCAUGACCGAGUAAGUAACCCGGACACUGUCUGCCUCACAGGCCUUGCUACAGACCGGAGGGUUGAUGUGUGUGGUAGUGCUUUUAAGGUAUGGGAGGUACAGAAAUCAUAA
This is a messenger RNA of Leptonychotes weddellii (Weddell seal), 500 nucleotides long. NCBI's taxonomy places the organism in Eukaryota, Metazoa, Chordata, Mammalia, Carnivora, Phocidae. The record is from RefSeq and is a predicted model, not a curated record.